Molecule: messenger RNA, 9126 nt
Organism: Pelobates cultripes (western spadefoot toad)
Lineage: Eukaryota; Metazoa; Chordata; Amphibia; Anura; Pelobatidae
Source: the annotation of a GenBank genome assembly
AUGUCUUUUGCGAUGCUCCGCCAUGCACCCCCUGCCCGCUUCCUGUACCCGGAAAUCAGCAUGCUCUCAGAUGAUGAGGACAGCAGCAGUGACAGCUCAGGAUGUGGUGAUAAAUCGUUUCAUCAUCCUGGCAGACCUGGCAAAAGGGGAGAAAAGAAGUGUCCACGACUGCAGCGUGAGCCUAGACAGCGCCACACCGCCAACGCACGCGAAAGAGACCGCACCAACAGCGUUAAUAAUGCCUUCACAGCGCUACGUACACUUAUACCGACUGAGCCAGCAGAUCGCAAACUUUCAAAAAUCGAAACGCUGCGAUUGGCAUCCAGUUACAUAUCGCAUUUGGGCAACGUACUUCUUCUGGGCGACACAUGCGGAGAUGGGCAGCCAUGCCAUACCAGCACGCCCUACUACCAUCAUCCCAAUACUGCCAGCCCCAAGCACAGGGAGACCGAGCAGGGUCAACCCAAACAGAUCUGCACCUUCUGUCUCAGCAACCAGAGAAAGAUGGUGAGUAAGAGCAGUACAUAUCCUGUCUGUAAGCCAUUCAACUGGCAAUGUGAAGAUGCUUUCAGAGAUGCAAUGGGAAAGCCAAGAGGUGUACAGAUACUAUAUGUAAGUCAGUCACUGAGCUGGGUCAAUGCUAGGCUACGUCCAUACUAGAGGAACAUUAGCCAGGCCAAUGGGUCACUAGCAGGUGUACAGAUACUAUAUGUAAGUCAGUCACUGAGCUGGGUCAAUGCUAGAGGAACAUUAUCCAGGCCUAUGGGUAACUAACAGGUGUACAAACACUAUUUGUAAAUCAGUCACUGGGCUGGGUUAAUGCUAGGUUACGUCCAUACUAGAGGAACAUUAUCCAAGCCUAUGGGUAACAGGUGUACAGAUACUAUAUGUCAGUCACUGAGCUGGGUCAAUGCUAGAGGAACAUUAUUCAGGUCUAUGGGUAACUAACAGGUGUACAAACACUAUUUGUAAAUCAGUCACUGAGCUGGGUUAAUGCUAGGUUACGUCCAUACUAGGGGAACAUUAUCCAGGCCUAUGGGUAGCAGGUGUACAGAUACUGAGCUGGGUCAAUGCUAGGCUACGCCUGACUUUUCUAGACACUGGGCGAACCUACCACCAUCAGGAAGUGUGAUACCUCCAGCCGACACCAUAGACAGCUGCAGGGAAGUGGCUCUAUCUAUGGAGAAACCAAUGGUCUUGCAAGAUCUCCAUAGACCUCAAUGCAGUACUCUUGCACACACGCAAGAGAACAGCAGUGACGUCAGCUCCUGGCACGGGAAAUGGCAGGAAGGCUAUGGCGGUGCCUGUAAAGGACAGGUGCAGCUAAGUAAAACUCACUGUUACCUGCCCUGCCCACUGCCACCCCCACCAGACCCGUAGCGGCGAUGUCACUGCUGGGGGUCUUUGCAAACAAUGCAAAGUUCCCAGGCAGUGACAGAUCCACAUUAAAUAAAUCUGUAGGUGCCACAGACAGUUAUAGGGUGAGGGGUCCUGUAAUAGAGCAGUUAUAGGUACAGUUAUAGGGUGAGUGUCCUGUUAUAGAGCAGUGAUAGAUACAGUGAUAGGGUGAGGGGUCCUGUAAUAGACCAGUGAUAGAUACAGUUAUAGCGUGAGGGGUCCUGUAAUAGAGCAGUGAUAGGUACUGACACAGGGUGAGGGGUCCUGUAAUAGAGCAGCGAUGGGUACUGACACAGGGUGAGGGGUCCUGUAAUAGAGCAGUGAUGGGUACUGACACAGGAUGAGGGGUCCUGUAAUAGAGCAGCGAUGGGUAAUGACACAGGGUGAGGGGUCCUGUAAUAGAGCAGCGAUGGGUACUGACACAGGGUGAGGGGUCCUGUAAUAGAGCAGUGAUGGGUAAUGACACAGGGUGAGGGGUCCUGUUAUAGAGCAGUGAUAGGUACAGUUAUAGGGUGAGGGGUCCUGUAAUAGAGCAGUGAUAGGUACAGUUAUAGGGUGAGGGGUCCUGUAAUAGAGCAGCGAUGGGUACUGACACAGGGUGAGGGGUCCUGUAAUAGAGCAGCGAUGGGUAAUGACACAGGGUGAGGGGUCUGGUAAUAGAGCAGCGAUGGGUAAUGACACAGGGUGAGGGGUCCUGUAAUAGAGCAGCGAUGGGCACUGGCACAGGGUGAGGGGUCCUGUAAUAGAGCAGUGAUGGGUACUGGCACAGGGUGAGGGUUAUAAUCCAAUAUAAUGAAUACUCCUGGUGGCUUUGAGUGCAUUUCAAACAGCACCAAGUUGACGUAGACUCAAAGUAAAUUGCAAGGACCAAAUGAAAUUCUGUUUUCAAGGAAUUUAGAAAGUGAGAAAAUACUGAUUAGUAGAUUCUACAUAUAGCGUGUUUGUUUGUUGAGGAAUAAGAGAUGGGUGUGGAUGAUUUAGCAUUAGCAAAUGUUUUUGCAUUUGUGGCUGUAGUGAGCAGAGAUUCACUGUGGGGUCACGUGGGAUAUUUAUAUGAUUUGUAUUGAGCUUUACACAGAAUUACAAAGUUUCCAAACCAAACAUCAGAAGGAGGGUGAUUUUAUUUAUUUUUAUUUGUACACAAAUUGUAAGAUUGUGAUAUUCAGUCCGCCAGUUUGGCCAAUGGGAGUCAUGACUAAGAACAGACUGUGGGGUACAGGGCUGGGCUCAUGUAAUUCCCAAUUGGUUCCUAAAUUGUACAACAGAGCAGUCACUCCAGAAGCAGUCUUCCUUAUCAAUGUAUGUACACAGGUCCGCCACGGACCUGCAUUAGAUGUAGAGGACUCCCAGGGAGGUAUACAGUUUAUAGAUUCUCUGACUCUCCAGCCAGGUUGGGAAUUAGAAGCAGCUCAGACUGUGUACAUACAUUGAUAAGGAAGUCUUUCUGAAACCAGGGGGCAUGGCGAAGGAGGCAGGCUUAUUCUGCAAAACAUUCAUUUAUUUUAUGCAAAAACUCUAAAAAUCUGAGAAUGCAAAAAAAUAUAGCAUAGUAAUGAGGCUACAAUCUAUCAAAUGCAUUAAAGGAGCACUAUAGUGCCAGGGAAACAUACUCUGAGGGUCCCCCUCCCGCCGGGCUCUGGGGAAAGGAAGGGGUUAAACUUACCUCUUUCUCCAGCGCCAGGCGGAGAGCUCUCCUCCUCCUCUCGGCUGAAGUGCAGGUGCCGCGCGCAUUCAACCAGUCCAUAGGAAAGCAUUCACAAUGCUUUCCUAUGGACGCUAGUGUCUUCUCACUGUGAUUUUCACAGUGAGAAGCACGCAAGCGCAUCUAGCGGCUGUCAAUGAGACAGCCACUAGAGGCUGGAUUAACCCUCAGUUUAAGCAUAGUAGUUUCUCUGAAACUGCUAUGUUUAUAAAAAAAAAAAAAGGGUUACUCCUAGCUGGACCAGGCACCCAGACCACUUGCCUAUAGUGGUCCUUUAAAGAUAUAUUGGUGCCCGGAGUGUCUCUUUAAAGAGUAAUUAUUUGAAAAUGCAUGGUGCACAAAGCCCCCUCUGCGGGAGCUGGGCUUUUAGUUGCAGUGAUUUGUAAGACAGCCGGUCAUCUCCUUUUGGUUUCAGACUGCAUUAUAUCUAUUUUAUCAUAUGUUGGCGUGGGCUGGUUUCACUAUGUAGGGAUCCACACAUUGGAUUGUUCUGGGAUCCCACUGUCCACAGUCUGCGAUUGCAGGCCACAGACAUAGUUAAAUCCAAACCUACCUUCCCGCAGGUAGGAAGCCAUCCUGACAUCCAACCAACAUUCUCAAUCAGAACUUUGUGCCACAGACAUAGUUAAAUCCAAACCUACCUUCCCGCAGGUAGGAAGCCAUCCUGACAUCCAACCAACAUUCUCAAUCAGAACUUUGUGCCACAGACAUAGUUAAAUCCAAACCUACCUUCCCGCAGGUAGGAGGCCAUCCUGACAUCCAACCAACAUUCUCAAUCAGAACUUUGUGCCACAGACAUGGUUAAAUCCAAACCUACCUUCCCGCAGGUAGGAAGCCAUCCUGACAUCCAACCAACAUUCUCAAUCAGAACUUUGUGCCACAGACAUAGUUAAAUCCAAACCUACCUUCCCGCAGGUAGGAAGCCAUCCUGACAUCCAACCAACAUUCUCAAUCAGUACUUUGUGCCACAGACAUGGUUAAAUCCAAACCUACCUUCCCGCAGGUAGGAAGCCAUCCUGACAUCCAACCAACAUUCUCAAUCAGUACUUUGUGCCACAGACAUGGUUAAAUCCAAACCUACCUUCCCGCAGGUAGGAGGCCGUCCUGACAUCCAACCAACAUUCUCAAUCAGAACUUUGUGCCACAGACAUAGUUAAAUCCAAACCUACCUUCCCGCAGGUAGGAAGCCAUCCUGACAUCCAACCAACAUUCUCAAUCAGAACUUUGUGCCACAGACAUAGUUAAAUCCAAACCUACCUUCCCGCAGGUAGGAGGCCAUCCUGACAUCCAACCAACAUUCUCAAUCAGAACUUUGUGCCACAGACAUAGUUAAAUCCAAACUUACUUUCCCCAGAGGUAGGAAGCCAUCCUGACAACCAACAUUCUCAAUCAGAACUUUGUGCCACAUGACAUAGUUAAAUCCAACCUAAUUUUCCCAAAGAGGUAGGAAGCCAUCCUGACAUCCAACCAACAUUCUUCUACAAUCAGUAAUGGAAGCAAUCCAAACCUACCUUCCCGCAGGUAGGAGGCCGUCCUGACAUCCAACCAACAUUCCUCAAUCAGAACUUUGUGCCACAGACAUAGUUAAAUCCAAACCUACCUUCCCGCAGGUAGGAAGCCAUCCUGACAUCCAACCAACAUUCUCAAUCAGAACUUUGUGCCACAGACAUAGUUAAAUCCAAACCUACCUUCCCGCAGGUAGGAAGCCAUCCUGACAUCCAACCAACAUUCUCAAUCAGAACUUUGUGCCACAGACAUGGUUAAAUCCAAACCUACCUUCCCGCAGGUAGGAGGCCGUCCUGACAUCCAACCAACAUUCUCAAUCAGAACUUUGUGCCACAGACAUGGUUAAAUCCAAACCUACCUUCCCGCAGGUAGGAGGCCGUCCUGACAUUCUCAAUCAGUACUUUGUGUAUUUCACAUAUCAUCUAUGAAUGACGCAUGCUAAUAUAACAGAUUAGUUGACACGUAACAUGUUCAUUUUAACCAAAACCAAGAGAAAAUAUUUAAAACAAAACAUUGCUUCAAACUCAUUUUCUCUUGAAAUAUGUAACAGUAGAGAGAUUUUAUACUUGUUGCAGGACUCAGUACAAAUAUCAUUGCUUAAAAUUUCAAGUCCUACAUACCAGCCAAGCCUUAAAAGUUACCAGCCUCUUCGCGCUGGAGGGUCUACGGCACACUUAUCAGGGAUGAAUUACUACUAAAUUUUCACUUGCCAAUAGCUAGCAGUAAGUGGAGAUUUGUUUAGCCCUACAUAUAUGUUUAACUGAAGAUUAUAGCGUAUGACUGCUUGUUAAUGUGAGGGCAAGCGGUGAUCAGUCAAUGACUCCUCUUAAUUUUAGUUAUAGUCUCAAAAUGUAAACACAACUAAACUGUGCUAUUUAGGCUACAGAGAGAGACGCACUACUACAAAAAUACUGAAUAAAGAAUUUCGGAAACUCAGACAAUAAUUUCAAUCAUGGACCUCUGUACCAGCACAUGUACCCAGCAACAAUGCAACAAUUGAUCGGUCCACGUCCCUUUACCAGACAGGAACUAUUUUGGUUGUUCCCUAAACUCUAAAUGUUUGUGAAUUAAAUCCAAAUGGAAAAAUCUAGGGGGGGAAAGCAGGUAUGAAAAGUGUGUAUAUAUGUCUGUAUUUUUAAUAAUUACAGUAGCUACUAAUAAAAGUACAUUUCACUGCCCCAGACAUUCCCACUAGAUCUCAGUCAGUGGGGUCUUCCCUCUAAACUGACAGAUUUAAUUUAAACAGGAGUUUUUUUCAUUAAAGAUAAUUUUCCAUCUCAGCUUUCAAACACAUCUUGGAAAACCAUCUUCUGUCUCCAUGGAAUUCUUACAAUACACAGCUGAACGAAAGCUCGAAAACAACAUGGAUUGCAGCGGCGAUACAGCGUCGCAAUAAAUAGCCCAACACACAGCGUCGCAAUAAAUAGCCCAACACACAGCGCCGCAAUAAAUAGCCCAACACACAGCGCCGCAAUAAAUAGCCCAACACACAGCGCCGCAAUAAAUAGCCCAACACACAGCGCCGAAAUAAAUAGCCCAACACACAGCGCCGCAAUAAAUAGCCCAACACACAGCGCCGCAAUAAAUAGCCCAACACACAGCGCCGCAAUAAAUAGCCCAACACACAGCGCCGUAAUAAAUAGCCCAACACAGAGCCGCAAUAAAUAGCCCAACACACAGAGUCGCAAUAAAUAGCCCAACACACAGAGUCGCAAUAAAUAGCCCAACACACAGAGUCGCAAUAAAUAGCCCAAAACACAGAGUCGCAAUAAAUAGCCCAACACACAGAGUCGCAAUAAAUAGACCAACACACAGAGUCGCAAUAAAUAGCCCAACACACAGAGUCGCAAUAAAUAGUCCAACACACAGAGUCGCAAUAAAUAGCCCAACACACAGCGCCGCAAUAAAUAGCCCAACACACAGCGCCGCAAUAAAUAGCCCAACACACAGCGCCGCAAUAAAUAGCCCAACACACAGAGUCGCAAUAAAUAGUCCAACACACAGCGUCGCAAUAAAUAGUCCAACACACAGCGUCGCAAUAAAUAGUCCAACGCACAGCGUCGCAAUAAAUAGUCCAACGCACAGCGUCGCAAUAAAUAGUCCAACGCACAGUCUCAUGUACACAAUAAAUAAUCCAACAGACACACUGCACAGCGACACAAUAAAUAAUCCAACAGACACACUGCACAUUGCAAACAGCAGCUAAUUACUAAGCUCUGUGGAAAGUACCACGCCAGAAAAGUCACAAUGGACAGCAAGAAGUAUAUUCUAAUGCAGACCUGCUUAAAGGGACACAUAGCACCAAAACCACUUCAUCUGAAUGUUUUAUUUAAAGUUAUGAAUAUAAUAAUAAACCAAACAAUGAUGAUAAUAUCAAUAGACCCUCGCAUGUUGUUUGGCAUCAGCAUGACCAGCAGGUUGGUGUGAAACGCCGCUAAUAGCAGCUUUUAGUGGAUUUAAUGAUUAAUUAUAAGAAGCAUCGCGGCUAUCAGUAAGAUAACCAAACUAUGCACAUUGUGUUAGCUGGAGGACCCAUUCAUUGACUUGUAGUGUUUUAUAUGAGAAAAUGAAUUCUUCAUAACUUUUUAACUAGUUUCCACCCGGUGAGGGACUCACACGGUAUAACGUCUACGGUGGUCUGUUGUUCAGGAGUCUAUCGAUAUGGUGUUACCUGUUGUAAGCACUGGAUGCAUCACGGAGGGUAAAACACCUGAACUAGCAGCAGGCUCGCUGGCACAAAGGAAUGACAUUCAUUAGGAAAGGGCUAUACGCAUCUCCCAGCCUGCACCCCAUCACGUUUCUAUCUGGGAGUAAAAUACGAGCCUUAUUUCACAGAGUAAGAAAUUGUUGUUUUAAAGCAGGAAGCAGAGAGGGCAAGUGUCAUAGGAAGAUUGGCGGCACCAGUCUGGAUAUUCUGUAAUUGUAACAGGUCACACUGAGCACCAUAACCACUACAGACAAUUGUAUUCGCACAGUUCAGGUUAAUAGCCCCUCAAUGUUUUUUUCAGACAACCCCCAGAAAGUUAGGAUUUACUCUUUAUGUCUCACUGCAUUUAAUCAGGACUGAGAGUUAAAUUAUCUGGUGUAACCGGUUACAAAUGCCUUUAACCCAUUGAGGUCAGUUAUUGGGUCGUUCUGCCCUAUCUAUAGUAGCACGCUGUGUACAUCAGGCUGUAUUAAGAGGAUUUGUAUUUUACUUUCUUCGGGGAUGGCCUGUGCAGAUUAUAUUACAGAAUGACAACACAUAUCGCCUCAUUGCUUCUGGGGAGAUAAAGAGAAACUCAAUUCAUUAACAGGUAGUAUUGCAUCAGUUUUACGGAGGACCUCAGUGAGGUAGAAAGGGAAGGAAAGAGGACCUCAGUGAUGUAGAAAGGGAAGGAAAGAGGACCUCAGUGAUGUAGAAAGGGAAGGAAAGAGGACCUCAGUGAGGUAGAAAGGGAAGGAAAGAGGACCUCAGUGAGGUAGAAAGGGAAGGAAAGAGGACCUCAGUGAGGUAGAAAGGGAAGGAGGACCUCACCAAGGUGGGGAAGAGAGAAAGGAGGACCUCACCACGUGGGAAGGGAAGAAAGACGUCACCAAGGUAGGAAGGAGGAGCUAACCAAGAUAGGAAGGGAAGGAAAGAGGAGUUAACCAAGGUAGGAAGGGAAGGAAGGAGGAAGGAGUUAACUAAGGUAGGAAGGGAAGGAAGGAGGAGCUAACCAAGGCAGGAAGGGAAGGAAGGAGGAGCUAACCAAGGUAGGAAGGGAAAGAAGGAGGAGUUAACCAAGGUAGGAAGGGGAGGGAAGGUAGGAAGGGAAGACCUGACCAAUGUAGGAAGGUAAGGAAGACCUCAUAAAGGUUAAAAGGGAAGGAAAGCGGAGCUAACCGAGGUAGGAAGGGACGGAAGGAGGACCUAAUCAAAGUAGGAAGGUCCUCACUGCUGUAUUGACACCUUUUAAUUAUGAUGGGGAAUUAGCUCAAAUUACUCUUCUUUAUAUUCCCUUCGAUAGCUCAGCUGGUAGAGCGGAGGACUGUAGUAGAUAUGCGAUAGCAAUCCUUAGGUCGCUGGUUCAAUUCCGUCUCGAAGGACAGGGUGUUAUUUUUACCACAACAAGAGGACAUAGUCUUAAAUUAGAGGGACAAAGGUUUAAAAAUAAUAUCAGGAAGUAUUACUUUUACUGAGAGGGUAGUGGAUGCAUGGAAUAGCCUUCCAGCUGAAGUGGUAGAGGUUAACACAGUAAAGGAGUUUAAGCAUGCGUGGGAUAGGCAUAAGGCUAUCCUAACUAUAAGAUAAGGCCAGGGUCUAAUGAAAGUAUUUAGAAAAUUGGGCAGACUAGAUGGGCCGAAUGGUUCUUAUCUGCCGUCACAUUCUAUGUUUCUAUCUCUGUUUUAAUAGAGGCUAUAAAAGUGUAAAAUGCAUUAUUUCUAUUCUCCUAAACACUGAGAUUAGAGAUGCUCCGUGGAUAUACUGUAUACACAAAUAGUAUUCUUUAUUUCCUUAGGGCAAAGAUCGGGAAAGGAAAACUACAAUCAGAACAUAG